GGCUACACACAUGAACGCAGAGAGCUCGUCGGCGCGUCUCCUGGCUAUGCGCGACCGGGAGGACGGUCCGCGGAGUUCACCAGCACGGCGCCUCCUGCUCUGAGUCCGGAGCUGGUGGAGAGACAACCCCGGGGCUCCUCUUCCGCAGGAGUGGGGGCGGAAAUUUUUCUUUUUCUUUUCUUUUUUUUUUUUUUUUUUUGACCAAACUUGCCGGAGAAGCCGCCGAAGGAGGGAAGAGGCGGUCUUGUUUCGUCGCUCGCUUCUGAGAAAGUGUGAAACAAGUGCGAAGAGAGGAAGAGAAGCAACAGAUGUUCUUGGCGAGCAUGCAGCCGGCGGAGGAAUGAAGGCGGCAGCGAGGCACCGGCGGCCCUUCCAGCGGUUCUGCUGCUGUGGAGUCGGGCUGGUCGCCGUCAUUUGGCUCGCGCAGGUCAUCCAGGCUCCAGAGACAAAGUCCUCCGGGCCUCAGCCAGGCGUGAACGGUGAGCUGCUGCGAUGGACACGCAGGUUGAUGGAGGAGAAGUUAGACAACCAGACCUCGGAUGAGCCCCGAGCAGCCAUCCAUGAAUUUCCAGAAGACAUCUUUACCAAGGAGCAGAGGAAGAAUGGGGCUGUGCUUCUCCAUGCACUCUGCGCUUUCUACAUGUUCUACGCUCUGGCCAUCGUCUGUGACGACUACUUCGUCCCUUCAUUGGAAAAAAUAUCAGAGAACCUGCAGCUCAGCGAGGAUGUGGCAGGAGCGACAUUUAUGGCCGCUGGAAGCUCCGCCCCCGAGCUUUUCACCUCCCUCAUUGGUGUUUUCAUCACCAAAGGUGACGUUGGGGUCGGCACAAUUGUGGGUUCAGCUGUCUUCAACAUCCUGGUCAUUAUUGGGCUGAGUGGGAUCUUUGCGGGCCAGACGGUGGUGCUGACAUGGUGGUCUCUUUUUAGAGAUUCGUGUUACUACAUCUUGUCUGUACUGGCACUCAUUAUGGUUAUCUAUGACGACAAAGUUUACUGGUGAGUCAGACAUUUUAUACUCAUGAGCCCAUUCAUUCAUUCAUUAUGUUGACUUCAUGUAGGAUUUUUAUGUUUAUAAACAUUAGUCUUUAAAAUAUUUUAAAUAUAUAUGAGACAAGCACAUUAAUAUUUUGUUGUUAUUGAAUGCAAACCUUAAAACUACAACUAUUUGGGCACAUAUUUAAUGUAAUAAUAAAAUCCUGAUUUCCUUGCAUUUUAUUGUAUU
Molecule: messenger RNA, 1222 nt
Organism: Fundulus heteroclitus (mummichog)
Lineage: Eukaryota; Metazoa; Chordata; Actinopteri; Cyprinodontiformes; Fundulidae
Product: sodium/potassium/calcium exchanger 3-like
Exons: 8
Coding region: 341-1000 (219 amino acids)
Biological process (GO): calcium ion transmembrane transport; intracellular calcium ion homeostasis
Cellular component (GO): membrane
Molecular function (GO): calcium, potassium:sodium antiporter activity; calcium channel activity
Source: RefSeq, a predicted model, not a curated record